AUGCAAGAACGGGAGUUCCAAAACAUGUUUAUCUUUUCACCGGGUUUCGAAGCUGCCACCUUGAAGAUUCCACAAAAGGAUUGUUCGGAUGACGAUGGCUCUGCAAACGGUAGCAGCGGAAUUGGAAGCAGUUCUAACAAUGGAAUUAUCAAUGGUAACAAUGCAAGGAAACAAAUUUUCCGUACCAGGCUUGAAGCACUUGAAGCUCGUGACAUUCUCAGCGGAAGGAAAGUCGAUGCCGAAAAGGGUUCCGUUCUAAAAGCAGAAAUGGCAAAGAAAAACCUGCAUACAAAGCGCGGCCUAUCCAAUGAUCAAAAUCCCGCGGCAUUUCCUCAUCUCCCUGCUCCUAACAAACGUUUCUCGGCUUACGAUGCCUUCCAUUCUGUUCCACC
This is a messenger RNA of Acaulospora colombiana, 392 nucleotides long. The record is from the annotation of a GenBank genome assembly. NCBI's taxonomy places the organism in Eukaryota, Fungi, Glomeromycota, Glomeromycetes, Diversisporales, Acaulosporaceae.